Molecule: messenger RNA, 225 nt
Organism: Gongylonema pulchrum
Lineage: Eukaryota; Metazoa; Nematoda; Chromadorea; Rhabditida; Gongylonematidae
Source: the annotation of a GenBank genome assembly
AUGUAUGAUGAUGUUCGAAUGGAAGUCUAUUCGCUUUCGAUGAGGGUGGACGAAUGCACACUUUCCGAGCGGAUGGACGAUGGCCAGAUAUAUUGCCUGCUGACCCCUACUGCUGCUGCUGCAGCUCACAGAGCGCUCAUUUACGGGCCAAAAGCAAUCCAAAAUGUGAGCAGCAAUUACUACACCAUGAUGAUUUCCAUGCUCAGCCUCCUCGCAACGGAUUAG